CGAUGACACAGCCACAAUGAGUGGUGCAUAGGGAACCAAAUGCCAUCUAUAUUCACUGUGCUUCUCACAAUCUAAACCUGGUCCUGAACCAUACAUGCCAAAAUGUGUCAAAAGUAAAAGAACACUAUGAUACUGUACAAAAAUGAUAUGUUUCUUUCAGUGGUAGUAUUAAAAGAUGGCAGCUUGUUGAGUCACAGUUAAAGUGACAGGGCAACCAACACUUAAACAGCUGUGCCCGACGUGUUGGGCAUCCAGAAAUGAUGCUGUGUGCUCACUCCACUUUCGUUAUCCAGAUGUGAUGAAAGCACUUAUGAGAAUGUGUCUGUUAUCUAAAAAGCCAGAUGAGGCCGAUGGACUCAAACAUAACAUGGAACAUUUUGAGUUUGUCCUUCAGACAGUGAUACAGGGUAAAAUUCUGGAAACUAUCAGCACUGUUUCACAAAGUCUCCAAAAACAGAACAUUGAUAUUUUGCAGGCAAGCAAAUAUGUAUCCAGAGCAUCUGAGACCGUCGUGUCACUCAGAGGAGAGUUUCACUGCCUUAAAGAAACUGCCCAAAGUCCUGCUCAGUCAUUCAUUUCCACAAAAACACACGAGGCGCACCAAAAGACAUGUUGAUGAGUUAUGCGAGGAUGAAAGGCUCAAAUGCAGAGGAGCACUUCAGAGUGUCAGUAUGUUACGCAGCUCUAGAUGCUGCUGGUGUGCAGGUAACACACAGGUUUCAGGACAUGCAAGAGCGGCACGGAGGUUUGGGUUUUUACACCCACAAGAACUUUUGUUAAAUCCGAUGGUGAACUGUUUACAUCAGCAAGUGCUUUAGCAGACCAGUACAAAGAUGACUUGUCUGCAUAUUUUCCAGAACAAGUUCUUUCAUUUAGAAGCACAUUUGUGUCCACCAUAAAAGAAAUGGAGCUCGGCUCAGUUCAAGAUUUGUAACACACUCUAUUCAUAAAGCAGCGCUCCAUAUUAACAAGUGUGCCUGAUGUCACCACGGCUAUUAAACUAUUUCUGACUCUACCUGUAACUGUGGCAAGCACCAAAAAACAUCCCCAAGAGAAAAGACCAGAGACCAUGUCCAGUGAACUGCUCAUUUAUUUAAACAAUGAUAAUUGCUUCGAUUAAUAAAUCAGGACAGUUAAGUUAUUGCUAAACUUCUUUACAUUCAUCAGACACACACCUGAGACACACCAAGAGUGGAAUCAGUGGUGCAAUCAAGAUGAGCAGCCUGCACUCACCUGAACAUCCAGGCUCAGUGGUUAGAGGCAGGGUGGAGCCUGCUGGAGUCCGAUGGUUGACACCAGGUCUGUGGAGAUAUUCCUGUGAGCUCACAGUCGACACAAACACAGUCAGCAGAGAGAUCAAACUGUCUGACAACAACAGGAAGAUGACACGUGUGGAGGAGGAUCAGUCAUAUCCUGAUCAUCCAGAGAGGUUUGACUGGUGUCCUCAGCUGCUGUGUAGAACUGGUCUGACUGGUCGCUGUUACUGGGAGGUCGAGUGGAGAGGAAGAGUUUCUAUAUCAGUGAGUUACAGAAGAAUCAGAAGGAAAGGAGACAGUAAAGACUGUUUGUUUGGAUGGAAUGAUCAGUCCUGGAGUCUGUGGUGCUGUGAUGAUGGUCGUUACUCUGUCUGGCACAAUAACAGAAGAACAGACAUCUCCUCCUCAUCCUCCUCCUCCUCCUCCCUCCUCUCCUCCCUCCUCUCCUCCUCCUCCUCCUCCUCCUCCUCCUCCUCCUCCUCUGGUAGAGUAGCAGUGUAUGUGGACUGUCCUGCUGGCACUCUGUCCUUCUACAGAGUCUCCUCUGACUCACUGAUCCUCCUCCACACCUUCAACACCACAUUCACUGAACCUCUUUAUCCUGGAUUUGGGUUCUUGUGGUUCAGUUCUGGUUCCUCAGUGAGUCUGUGUGGUGUUUAGUGUGCAGAGUCUCCUCCUGUCACAGAAACAUUGUCAGUGCUGAACAGUUGAGUCUGUACAGGAUCACAGUCACAUCAAUCUUUCAGUUUCUUGUCAUAAAUUCAUCAUCAACUUUGUACAAAAUGAUUCAAACUGAUUGAAAAGAUUCUUCAUUUACAUUUGAAACUUCUUCCAUUAAAUUGUGGAAAUUGU
Messenger RNA from Acanthopagrus latus (yellowfin seabream), 2108 nucleotides. Its product is annotated as neoverrucotoxin subunit alpha-like. The transcript has 3 exons. Gene Ontology annotation, molecular function: protein binding. The record is from RefSeq and is a predicted model, not a curated record. The coding region runs from base 1215 to 1916 and encodes 233 amino acids. Lineage: Eukaryota; Metazoa; Chordata; Actinopteri; Spariformes; Sparidae.